Messenger RNA from Prunus armeniaca (apricot), 291 nucleotides. NCBI's taxonomy places the organism in Eukaryota, Viridiplantae, Streptophyta, Magnoliopsida, Rosales, Rosaceae. The record is from the annotation of a GenBank genome assembly.
AUGAGGUGUUUUGUGAGGAAUUUGACUAGAGAAAGAGAAAAAAGAAAGGCAGGGUUCUUCCGGCAGCUGCCAGAAAAACAAAUUGGAGAAGAAGAUGAACAGUGCACGAGGGAUUUGGAGGCUCAACAUCCUCCUUUCCCGCGGCUGUGCAGUGGGAGCUUCUACUCUUGGUUUGCUGUUUUCUCUUCUUUCCUUUCCUCCGUUUUAACCAAAUCUGACGAAAGAAAGGCAGUGAAGAUGCAUACUGGUCCAAGGGAUGUUUCUGACAGCAUGCGGGAUAGUACUCAUUGA